Molecule: messenger RNA, 1710 nt
Organism: Neurospora tetraspora
Lineage: Eukaryota; Fungi; Ascomycota; Sordariomycetes; Sordariales; Sordariaceae
Exons: 1
Coding region: 1-1710 (569 amino acids)
Source: RefSeq, a predicted model, not a curated record
AUGUCAGCCUCACGCGACACAUCCAGCCCAUCGCCGGGCCCAUCGCCGGGCCCUACACAACAACCCCCGGCCUCAGCCUCCGAUCCCGACGGCCCCGCCUUCAGCAGCCAAAGUACCGAUGCAUCGACGUCAUCGCCGCCGCGCCGGAAACGGACCACCCCAAGGAAACGAAAAGUUCCCCGAAUACACCGCCCCGAUGAAGGCUCUAUAUACGACAUAAUGCACGACAAUUCUGGCAAAUCGCUCUACCUUCUCCCCAUCUGCUGGACAGAUCUCCAUGCCACGCUCCUUGGCGCAUCGUUCACCGAAGGCGCCCCUAUUGUCACGCCGGUUCCAGAAACUGUCCCUGGGCGAUGGCUCGAUCCUUCGCUGCUUGCGCGCCAGCUCACCGACCAACUGCACACUCUUAUCAGGAGCGAAACGUCCAUGACACGGAUAUUUUGCAAAAACAUGGCUAUGAAGAACGCAAUGGGGAUAUUUUUUCCGGAUAGGCUAGCGAACCCAAAGAUGAACGCCGAGCUUGACAUUUACUUUGGCCAGCGCGUCUUCCGGAAGGCGGUGCGCAUUCCGUGCCUGUGGAAGACACCCAACGCCAGUUCAUUCACAACGAUACCAACGGUCCCGAACGACUCUUUUUACGUACCCAAUAGCCCGCAGGAGCCGCAGCCCGAACUACUACAGCAGACCCCCAACAUGCCGAUAUUAGCCUACAUCAACAAGUCGCAACUUGCUUUGAUACGACAAAACCUGUUCAGGAUCGUUCAAACGCCCUUCAAUCCCAAUGAAUCUGUCGCCAGUCUACAGGCAUUGCGCUCGAAACAUCUGAUACCCGCCGACGUCGAUCAGGAUCCGUAUAUUGUCGCGAUGAUGGUCUCCAUGGCGCAAGCGCAUUUCUACCAGGAGGUUUCGCACUCGCAAAAAUCCGACUCCCAGCAGUCCACGCGCUCCGGUAACGGCAAACCCUUCGAGAUUGCGGAACCAAAGUUCGAGGACACCAAGGUGACAGUCAUUGCCCACGACGAGGGCAUCGAGAACAACCCUAGGUUUCUUGUCUACACGGCGACGGUGACGGCAGAUUACAUGGAGCGGUGGCUGUACCCGCUCAAGGUACCCCAGUCAUCCAAGAAAGCAAAAAAGCAGAUCAAUCUCGACAUAACCAUGACGCCCGUUCCUUUCUGGCCCAUUCUCGGCUUGAAAGAGCGCCUGGCUCGGGCGUUGGGUAAGGACAUUGUCGGUCCGGAUGUGUACUCCGACCUCUACCCCGAUCACAUCGGCUUCUGGGACCUUCUCGUUGAACCGCGCAAAGAGGACACCAACAACAACACACCGCCGAAGAACGAAUCCAACUCAAGGAAACGACGUGCGGAGAGGCAAGGAGGGAGGGAAUCGCAAAGUAGCCCGAGCAGUCAGAGUCAGAGUCAGAAUCAAAGUCAGAGUCAGGGGAGUCAAGGCUACAACAGUCAGGGAAGCGCCACGAGCUCCCAGAGCCAGAGGGGGGAGAGUAGUGAGAGUGAUAGCCAACGGGAACCCUUGUCCGAGGUUUAUAACAGCAGCUUCGAGGAGGAGACACCUGAGAGCGACACCCCAACGAGCCCUACAAGAUCUGAGGCGGAUCGAGCAGACCGAGCAGAUCGUGAUCGGCCCGUAUUAAGUCCGAAUACUAAGAGGAGGAGGACGGCGAGGUCUAUCAGUGCUGUGGAGGUCCGUUAG